AUGUCUGUAAUCAUCCACCUGGACCGGCCACAUAAGCAUUUCACCAAUCUCGACUACCUCACGGGAAAGGUGGUACUACAAUUACACUCUGAAGCUGCAAUCGGAGGCAUUCAAGUAAAAUUAGAAGGCGAAAGUCGGACGCGCCUGGCAGGUCCGAAAAAUCCACAUAAUGAGCAGUCGGAUAAGAAACGUACCGAAAUCGAGGUUCACAAGAUCCUGUACAAAGUCGAAACGGUUUUCCCCACUGCAGCGGUAUUCAAUGCAGAGACCCCAGACAGGGCUUAUACAUUUGCAAGAGGGACGUACGAGUAUCCGUUCAAAUUUAAGUUCCCAUUCAACAAUUCCUGCAGCAUACACAAUAGCAUGCUUACGAACCUGAACAUCACGGGUCUGAGAGUGGAAAUGGCCAGAGACACCGCUCGCCAUGUGAAAAAGACGCUCCCUCCAUCUCUAAGUGGCUUCCCGGGCAUGGCCGACAUCAAGUACUAUGUGAAAGCGACGGUUAUUCGUCCACAGUUCUACAAGGAGAACAUCAGGGCGAUCACCAACCUAAACUUCCUUCCCAUCGAGCCUCCCAGGACAGGCAACCCGAGCGAAGAAACUUAUGCAAGACGACAACACCAGUUCACAAAUGCCCCGAAUGUGUCCAAAAAAAGAAGCCUAUUCUCGAAGAUGUCGAGCAGUUCGCUCCGGGAUGCCGCGGGCGGUUCCCCUCGCGUAUCCGCUGACCUGCGGCUACCCAACCCGUCAAUCCUGACCUGCAAUGAGCCUAUACCAAUGCGUGUUCUCGUCAAGAAACUGUCAGAGUCUUAUGAGACCAUUUUCUUGCAGAUGAUACAGGUUGAGCUGAUUUCUUACACAAACAUUAUUGCUCAUGACUUACGGCGCACCGAAAGCGGCACCUGGGUCAUACUAAGUCAGAGUAAUAUGGCUGUACCUCUGGGAAGAGGCGGAGACCCAGCGGACUCGGAGUGGACGAUCGACGCUGGUUUAUGGAAUGGCAUACCUCUGCCCAGCACGGUAGCGCCGUCAUUCGAGACCUGCAAUGUCUCACGGACGUACGAGCUCGAAGUUCGAGUGGGCCUGACUCAUGGAAGUGUUGGCAACAUGAAGCCUCAACUUAUCGUUCUUCCGCUGCGGAUGCCCGUGAAAGUUUACUCCGGAAUUGCUCCCCCGAAAGCGCUUCUGGAUGCCAUGGCGGCCAACGGGCAGGCCAAGCCAGCGGCUAGCCCUACAAGUCCCACCGGAUCGAUGGAUAGUAGUACACGCCCCCCAAUGCCGCCUCGGCCUGCUAGACCACCUAUGCCUGCCAACCCUGAGGACGGCUACGACGAUGCACCUCCCAGUUACGAAGAUGCCAUGGCUGAAACUCUCAGCCCUGUGGAUGGCCCCCGUCGAGAGUAUAACCCACCAGAUGCCUCUUCCGAAAGAUCUGUUGAACCUGGAGCUGAUCCGCGAUCUCCAGUUGGAAAGGAACCUGAGGCGUCUGCACCCUACAGCAAUCAGGAAGCGAUGUCCUCGUCGGAGACACUCGAUAUGCUGCCCGAAAGUCCGCCAGAGUCCCGUUCUGGUUCGCCCCCAAAUUCUCCCGUUGCGCGUCAACAAAGCGUGCUCAAAAUCCACAAGGCUCCCCUUCUCCUAGAGGAGGAUAGCCCUCCCGAAUAUCAGACGAUUGCAGCUGGCAAGCCUCAACCAUCCCAUAGCCAGGUUAAUCGUGUUCCGUCCCAGCCGGGGGCCAGGCCCAUGAACCUGGGCGUUCCCAGCAGGAAGCCAGUUCCCCGGAGUCCAAGUAGGCAAACGUGA
Molecule: messenger RNA, 1803 nt
Organism: Aspergillus niger
Lineage: Eukaryota; Fungi; Ascomycota; Eurotiomycetes; Eurotiales; Aspergillaceae
Exons: 5
Coding region: 1-1803 (600 amino acids)
Biological process (GO): ubiquitin-dependent endocytosis
Cellular component (GO): cytoplasm; plasma membrane; cytosol
Molecular function (GO): ubiquitin protein ligase binding; protein-macromolecule adaptor activity
Source: RefSeq, a predicted model, not a curated record